ACAGAGCGCAGGCUCGCACUUCGGCGUUGGUGCUGGGAGUCUCGUGGACGCGACGCCGUUACUUGCAUUCGGUCGGCGGCACAGACGGCGGUGGCAGCGGCACAGCGCUCAGCGCACACCGCGCCUUAGCAGCAGCAGCAGCAGCGGAGGCAUCCCGCCGUUCACAGCUCCUGCGCUGGUGCAGCCACCCUCGCUCCCUCUGCUCUUCCACCCUUCGCUCACACCAUGGCUGAUCAGCUGACCGAAGAACAGAUUGCUGAAUUCAAGGAAGCUUUCUCCCUAUUCGACAAAGAUGGUGAUGGCACCAUCACAACAAAGGAACUUGGAACUGUCAUGAGGUCACUGGGUCAGAACCCAACAGAAGCCGAAUUGCAGGAUAUGAUCAAUGAAGUGGAUGCUGAUGGUAAUGGCACCAUUGACUUCCCAGAAUUUUUGACUAUGAUGGCUAGAAAAAUGAAAGAUACAGACAGUGAAGAAGAAAUCCGCGAGGCAUUCCGAGUCUUUGACAAGGACGGCAAUGGGUACAUCAGUGCGGCGGAACUACGUCACGUCAUGACAAACUUAGGAGAAAAACUAACAGAUGAAGAAGUAGACGAAAUGAUCAGAGAAGCAGAUAUUGAUGGAGAUGGACAAGUCAACUAUGAAGAAUUCGUACAGAUGAUGACUGCAAAAUGAAGACCUACUUUCAACUCCUUUUCCCCCCUCUAGAAGAAUCAAAUUGAAUCUUUUACUUACCUCUUGCAAAAAAAAAAAAAAUCAUUUACUCAUUCUGUUUCUAUAUAGCAAAACUGAAUGUCAAAAGUACCUUCUGUCCACACACACAAAAAAUCUGCAUGUAUUGGUUGGUGGUCCCUGUCCCCUAAAGAUCAAGCUACACAUCCGUUUUACAGUAUAAAUAUUUGUACUACCUUAACGAUAGGGAAGACUUAGUGGGCUCCUCGCAGUUCCAUUUGCUAACGAUUAACACACUGUUUGGGCUGGCCAGUUUUUCAUGCAUGCAGCUUGACGAUUGAGCAGAGUCAGGCAUUUGUAUUAAAAAACGAAAAAUGAAAAAACAACUUCAAAACCUAUUCACGUGGGUUCUAGUUCAGUUUGUUAGUGUAAUUGGUCAUAACUGGCUUACUGAAAGCAAACCUUUUAGAAUUGGCAGACCUCAGGAUGUGUGUAGAAACACGGGUGAAGGAUAAACUGUCUAGACGCAGCCCCACUAGCAGGACGGUCCCCUUGUCCUUCCACGUGCCCCGACCCGUGGUGACGGUGACACACCCUGGUGGCAUGGCCGCGUGUGUUGGCUUAGCGCUGUCUGCAUUGUACUAGACUGAAAUGGGUGUCAGGCUGUCACCGUUCAGAAAUUUUUAAAGAACCUUUUACCAAGGGAGCAUCUUUGGACUCUCUGUUUUUAAAACCUUCUGAACCAUGACUUGGAGCCAGCAGAGGUAGGCUGUGGCUGUGGACAUCAGCACAACCAUCAACAUUGCUGUUCAAGAAAUUACAAUUUACGUCCAUUCCAAGUUGUAAAUGCUAGUCUUUUUAUUUUAUUUUUUUCCAAUAAAAAGACCAUUAACUUAAAGUGGUGUUAAAUGCUUUGUAAAGCUGAGAUCUAAAUGGGGACAAGGCAGUUGGAGGGGAGGCCAGUGCACCUCUAAAUGCCCCCAGCCCAGCAUUGGGUUUCCCUCCCUUUCUCCCUCCCUCCCGACUUCCAAGCACCAACCUCAGCCUGAGACCGCGCCUGAAACCAGGCAGAUACCGACGGCUUCAUCAUGUUUGUGGACAUACAGGUCUGUUGUAUUUUCACUGGGGGGGGGGGGGGGGAAGGGAGGGAGACAGCGAAUCGUCGUAACUUCAUGAUUAUUCAGGCAGUAGAGCUCUUAAUGAAAAAACACUUUCUCUCAAGCAUGUAUUUCGGGGUUCUCAAUUGUGCUGCUGAUGACCUGUUUUAUGUAACUACUUGAGACCAUCUGUGCAGGAGACAUGAUUUAGUGUGUCUGUAAUUCAACCUUCGCUGUGUGUGGUAGAAGCAGCAGUCACUUGCCUAAGCCAGUCUCUUCAUGCCUAAAAGACACUACCAGUCACCUUUUGAUUCACGAGUUUUAAUUUAUGAUGAUACUUAACCUCCUUUUCCUUUUUUUUUUUUUUUGUUUUUUAAGUUGACUUUGCUAUUUUCCCCCACGAGUAGAACUAAUGGUAGGCCUCAGCUUGAAAGUCAAACUGUAGCCCAGAGGGAGUUUGGUGUCUAAUUAUAAACCUGUAACCCAAACUAAGAGAUGCUGGUACUGGCCUCUGCAGUGGGAUUGGUCCACUGAAAAAGCCCCCUUGAAGGCAUAUCGCAUUGAGUGCAGAGCUUUUUUGGAAAUGAAGGCUGGAUGUGUAUAUUUUUCAGGGUGUUAACUGCUUGUAUCUUAUUAGCAAGGAGAUUUGGGUUUUGAGUGUGUGUGUGGGAGGUUUUCAUUUGCCAGGGAACAGUGGCAGGCUGCUAGCGAGGCAGUGAGAAGCUCUUGGCAGCCAAGUGGGUGCAUUCAGGGCUGCUGUGUAGAGACCCGUGGCUUCUUCCUCUCCUACUCCCUGUCCUUCUGGCAUUUUGCAGCUUGUUCCAUUUCCUGCCAGAGGGGUGGGUCAGAGCAGUGGAGAGGAGCCCACCCAUCUAUCUGCCUCUGCCACUGGUGCUUAGACGCAGUGGUUGUUAGAAGAGAGGCCGACGCCAUGAGUUAGGGUUGGCUUUCAUAAUUCCCUGAAUCUGGAAGGGACACCUAAGCAUACCUUGGGGGUUCUGGUGAGAUAGGCUCCUGGUUUGAAUAAGUUACUGACCUGGGUGUUCUUUGCCUGGAGGUCCAUCCCUUAGCCUGACUGUUGACCCAGCCUUGGGCCUAUGGUAGAUGACCUCUUCGUAGUUCAAAGAGGGUUGGGGGUGACUUGUUUUGGACAACUUGGCCUUCUAGCUUACCCUUUCAAGCAAGUCUUUUUCAAGAAGCUGGGUGGACUCCCAUUUUACGGGGCCCCAGUCUUGCCUAAAAGACUUAAUUAGCCUUUACAACCAGAUUCUUACAUGGCCAGGAUCCUGUAUGGGACCCAGCUAAACUUUUCCCCAGGGAAUGCUGAGUUCCAGCUGGACGCAGAGGUACAGCCGAGUCCACUGUUGUCUUUGUCCCUUGGCAUUUGAGAGGACGACCGGCCCAGGGGUUGGGUGUUCGCAGUCUGCGCGUGAGUUCGUGAGGCGGUAGCUGGAUGUUGCAGCACCCUUAAGUGGUUAGCACCUUCCUGUAAACUCUUACCCCGACUUCUAACUGCUCUAUAAAUAUACAUAUAUAUUUAUAUAUAUAUAUAUAUAUAUAUAAAGUGACUAGUUUAACUGGCAUCCUGCUUGAGCCUGAGACUUGCCAUAAAAAAAAACUGCUGAGUACUUGGCAAACACUUUCAUAGUUUUGUUCUCCAUCUGUUUGGGGUAGGUGUUGAGCAAGGUGAAUGCAUCUUGAUAUUUCAAAUGGGCUUUUAAUGCACUGUUGCCAAGGAAGGCUUUUUCUGAUUUUUUGACAAAUGAAUUUUUGCACACUUAAAUUGGUGUCUUUCAGCAACUUAAAACACAUUGAAAAUUAGCUACUGUACAUAUUUUUAUAUUCUCUUUAUAAAUGCAUGUCUGACUGUACUUAUAACCAUAUUGUAAUGAGUGGCUGUCCAGUCUGCCUAGCGCUGCUGUGGCCCGUCAGAAUAGCAGCAUAUUAUUUGCCCCUCAGCAUACUGGGAACUUCUUAAACAAAGAAUGUAAAUUUGGUCAAUCUGCUCUUUGUUCAUUCAAUUACUUUAAACAUUUGAAUUAAUUACUGUAUAUCCUAAAUAAUCCUAUUGUUGUAGAUCCUAAAUUUAUACUUUCGGCAGUGACUAGAUUCCACGAAUGUGUCUUAAUCUCUCUCUUCAGCUGGCAGUUACUAUUUUCUUUUCUUUUUUUUAUCCCUCGAAGUUGUCCUGUAGGAGACAGAAAUUCUUUGCUGUCUGUAUCCCUUGGAGUAAGAAAGUAGUGGCAUGGGUGGAGUGUGUGUUCUUUCUCCAGAUCUAUGAUGUUCAUUAAACAACGUCUGUAGCAAAGAUGGUGGUAGUUCUUUUGUAACCGAAGUUACCCUUCACCGUGGCUAUUUGCAAAGGAGAUGUACUUGAACGUGUCUGUAAAUCUUGAGAUAAACUGUUUGGAGAUUUAACCACCUCUCUGAUGGGGGACCAACUCUAUGGAAAUUGUAAAUAAGUUUUAUUUAUAAACCUGGCACUGUAUUCAAUAAACAUUUCUUGCAGCCUUUCAUCUCUAA
Molecule: messenger RNA, 4292 nt
Organism: Hipposideros armiger (great roundleaf bat)
Lineage: Eukaryota; Metazoa; Chordata; Mammalia; Chiroptera; Hipposideridae
Gene: CALM1
Product: calmodulin 1
Exons: 6
Coding region: 226-675 (149 amino acids)
Cellular component (GO): myosin II complex
Molecular function (GO): calcium ion binding
Source: RefSeq, a predicted model, not a curated record